Molecule: messenger RNA, 459 nt
Organism: Lindgomyces ingoldianus
Lineage: Eukaryota; Fungi; Ascomycota; Dothideomycetes; Pleosporales; Lindgomycetaceae
Exons: 4
Coding region: 1-459 (152 amino acids)
Source: RefSeq, a predicted model, not a curated record
AUGCUGCUGGAAAGACUUCUUGAACCCCUUCUUUUCUUCAGCAACUUCUCGGAAACCCCAGGUAAGAACCAUGUGUGUUGGAUGUUCUACUCCAGCACAACUAGUCAGCAGGGUGAGGCGGCUAUCCUGAGAGUGGAGCUCUCGAGUAUAACGUUCUCCUCAGUAUAUGAUUCGGUGCGUAUUGUUUCUCAUUCAGCAUGUCCACCAGGAUGUUGCGAUGAAAUCUGUGGUAAAACUCUAACUUCCAAACAAACUAACCUCGCUCGCAAAAUGGUGUUUAGAGCUCGACGUCUUAGAGAGUUGAGCUCCCUAUACUCCAUUCGCCUAGCCGAACUAGUCUAUGUGACCGCCGGCACCGAUCCUAUCUUCCCCGCCACACAUGCGCCGAUAGUAUUCAAAUCCGCCACCCCAAAUCUAAAACCAUUUGACACACGCGAUACCAAAACCUCCUGCAAUUAG